This is a messenger RNA of Pezoporus flaviventris, 788 nucleotides long. It is a transcript of the gene GNG13, whose product is annotated as G protein subunit gamma 13. Gene Ontology annotation, molecular function: G-protein beta-subunit binding. Gene Ontology annotation, biological process: sensory perception of taste; phospholipase C-activating G protein-coupled receptor signaling pathway. The transcript is spliced from 3 exons. The record is from RefSeq and is a predicted model, not a curated record. Bases 500 to 703 code for a protein of 67 amino acids. Gene Ontology annotation, cellular component: heterotrimeric G-protein complex. Lineage: Eukaryota; Metazoa; Chordata; Aves; Psittaciformes; Psittacidae.
GCAGCAGGGAAGUGGGAAGAACCGCAAAAUCCAGGAGCAACUGCAGAAAAGCCAUGGCAGGGCUGGCAUUUGCAGGGAUGCAGGAUGCAGGCAGGGCCUCCCUGGGGUACCGCUGUGUCCCACCACGCGUUACCCCCCCCCCCCCCCCUUGGGGCCUUUCUUGUCCCCUUAGGGCCAUGGUGGAUGCUGCGGUAACCCCAUUCCAGCCGCUCUGCCGCUGGGUACCAGGACGCUGCCUCCAUCCUGGUCGCUCACAUUCAUCGGAGCCAAAUCCCCCGGGAGCAGCGGGGGGGGGGAAGGACGCUCCCAUUAUCCGGCUCCUGCCGUGUCGGAGGCAGCUGGACCAGCCGUGCAUUAAUAGAUUACACAGAGGAUCCGGCAGCGUCGGGAGCAGCGCGGGCAGGGCCGGGGCUUUGCUGAGCCGGUGGGGACGGACACGGCCCCCGCUGCCCACUGACACCUUCCCCAGCACAGCCCCACAGAGCCCCAGGGGGCCACCAUGGACGAGUGGGACCUCCCGCAGUGGAAGAAGGAGGUGGAGAGCCUCAAGUACCAGCUGGCCUACAAGCGGGAGAUGUCCUCCAAGACAAUACCCGAGUUUGUGAAGUGGAUCGAGGACGGCAUUCCCGAAGACCCCUUCUUGAACCCGGAGCUGAUGAAAAACAACCCUUGGGUGGAGAAGGGCAAAUGCAGCAUCCUCUGAGGGACCCCCCCUUGAACCUCCCCCUUUAUCCCCUUGCCGAAUGUACUUUUAUAUUAGCCAGCUUCCUAAUAUGAGAACCUGAACC